Messenger RNA from Trichosurus vulpecula (common brushtail), 1206 nucleotides. RefSeq names its product zinc finger protein OZF-like. The record is from RefSeq and is a predicted model, not a curated record. The annotation marks the transcript as partial. The transcript has a single exon. NCBI's taxonomy places the organism in Eukaryota, Metazoa, Chordata, Mammalia, Diprotodontia, Phalangeridae. Gene Ontology annotation, biological process: regulation of transcription by RNA polymerase II. Gene Ontology annotation, molecular function: RNA polymerase II cis-regulatory region sequence-specific DNA binding; DNA-binding transcription factor activity, RNA polymerase II-specific.
AUGGCCCCUGGCACCCAGAGACCCUCAUCCCAAGAGUUGAUGACAUUCAAGGACAUGGUUGUGGACUUCACUGAGAAGGAAUGGUGCCUCUUGGACCAUUCUCAGAAAGAGCUGUACAAGGAGGUCAUGCUAGAGAAUAUCCAGAAUCUGCUGUCCCUGGAUGUAGAGACCAAUUUUGAAGAACAUGAGAUGCCUAGAAAUCUGGGCCUUUUUGUGGAAGAAGGUGACAGGCAAAGAUUCAUGAGAGAUGUUCCCUGUGACUUCCGUUUGAGAGGAAUUCAUGACUUUAUUCUCAAAGUAGACAAAAAUCCAAAGAGUGACUGUGAACUGGAUGAAAUUGGAAAGAAAUUCAGACAGACUUCAAUGCUAAAUCACUGUAAGAAAAUUACCUCAGGGAAUGACUGUCCUCCAGACAUUGAAUAUAAGAAAUGCUUUACUGAACAUGAAAAGUUUUUUCAGUCCAUGGAGAAGCCUCUUGGAAUGCAAAUGUGUCCAGGUAAUCAGUGGGAGAUGGCUGUGAGCUGGAUUUCAAACAUCAAUAAACAUCAGAAAAGUGGUACUGGAGAAAUACUUUCUGUAAGUAAUAAAGGUGGGAAGGCCUUGAGUCAGACCUCUAAGUUCAUUACUCAUCAGCAAAUUCCCCUUAGAAAGGAGCCUGAUGAAUAUAACAAGUGGGAAGCUCAGAGAAUCCACCAUAGAGAGAAAUUUAUUGAAUGUUGUCAGUGUGGAAAGGCUUUCACACACAGGAGCAAUCUUACUACACAUCAGAAAAUCCACCGUGGAGAGAAGCAUUAUGAAUGUAAUCAGUGUGGAAAGGCUUUCACACACAAGAACAAUCUUACCACACAUCAGAGAAUCCACACUGGAGAGAAACCUUGUGAAUGCAAUCAGUGUGGAAAGGCUUUCACACACAGGAGCAAUCUUAUCACACAUCAGAGAAUCCACACUGGAGAGAAACCUUAUGAAUGCAAUCAUUGUGGAAAGACUUUCACACAAAGCUGCAGUCUUGCUAAACAUCAGAGAAUCCACACUGGAGAGAAACCUUAUAAAUGCAAUCAGUGUGGAAAGGCUUUCACACAGAACUCCAUUCUUGUUGUACAUCAGAGAAUCCACACUGGAGAGAAACCUUAUGUAUGUAAUCAAUGUGGAAAGGCUUUCACACACAGGAGCAAUCUUACUACACAUCAGAAAAUCCACCGUGGAGAG